AAUCGGUAAACAGCCGUUCAGGAGUCGUGGCGCAAGCAGAAAAAAAUCCCGCAUGGACCGCGACGAGUGAUUCUCGCGACAGAAAGUAAAAAUUAUAUUUUUUAUAUUUUUUAUCGUACACUACUUCGAGUCGUACCUGUGAAAGGUAUUGAAAGAUGGCCGAUGAAGACCAAGGUAGUUCAUUUCUACGUCGAUUUUACCCGUGGAUGAAAAAUUGGGAAGGAAGACUCACAAAUCUCCUGGAAAUUUUUCGAAAGGAAGAAAUCGAUUGGCUUCUUCAGGAGUCCUUGAUCGACGAGCCCAAUCAGCAGGGAAUACAAUUCGUUAUAGCCGUGACUCAAACCGACUACAAAGACGAGCCCGACGUUGGCGAUGACGGCAAGCCAUCGUCGAGUCGCACCACAGCAUUGCAUCACGCGGCUAGACUCAGCCCCUCCGACGCGAAUAUUCUGGUCCCCGGCCUGUUCAAAAUAUACGACAGAUUCGACGUGAAUUACACCGACGUCGAGUCCGGGCUCACGCAUUUCCACAUAGCCUGCGAAUUCGGAUGCGAAGAAGUCUUGCAAAGAUUUCUCGAGCUCGGCCAGGAUCCCAAUCUCGUCGCGGCAAAUGCAUCGGUCGAUCCACCGCUGCACACGGCUCUGAAAAGUGCCAACGCGAACGUGAUCGAGUUGCUACUGAAACAUAAAGCCGAUCCGAACUUAACCAACGGAGACGGAUCGAUGGCUCUGCACGUCAUCUGUGAGAAACACAACGAAGAUGUGUCGUUGACGAAAAUAUUUUUCGAAAUCUGCGAGCGACGAUAUCCGCAACCGGUGCAGGUCGACGCCAAGAACGGGUCGGGCCAGACACCGCUGCACUUGGCCGUUAUUCACGACAAAAAAAAGGUUGCAGAAAUACUGCUGAAAAAAGGCGCCGAUCCGAACUCGACCGACUGGGAAGGAACGACUCCUCUGCAUAUUAUCUGUGCGAAACCAGUCGACGAUUACUUCUUGGAAAGGUUCUUCAAAAUCUGCGCAUAUGUCGAGAAGACGGUGAAUAUCAACGCACAGGACACUAAUGGUGACCCACCGCUAUUCUUGGCUGUGGAGGGUGGGCAUAUCUGGAUGGCGAAAUUACUGGUUGACAAAGAUGUGGAUCCGAAUUUGGUCAACGAGAAAGGAUCGACUGCUCUGCACAUCGUUUGCAAGAACUUCGAAUAUAUGUUUCUAACGUGGUCGAUCUACGACAAGUUGUCGGCCCAAAUCGAUGCCCAGGAUAAGUUGGGCAAUACACCAUUGCACUUGGCUCUGCUCAAUCGUAGCAGGAAUACGGCCAAAGUCCUGCUGCUGCGGUAUGACGCCAAUCCGACUCUAGCCAACAGGGACGGCUCGACGGCUUUGCACCUGAUGUGCGAGAGAAACGACGACUUCUUGAAUGUACUCUUGGGAAUGAAUCCGAGGUAUCGAAAAUGGCUCUUAGCUCAAGACGAGUUUCGUGGGACGCCGUUUGACGAGGCUCUGCGCCUCGGCAACGUGGAGUGGGCCAGAUCGUUGCUGAGAGCCCGUGCCGACCCGAACGGAGAGACGCCGCAUCCUCAUCGAGAAGGGGAGAAUAUUCAGAGCAGCGAGCCGCCUCUGAACUCGAUUUAUGCGUCAUACGAUUCAUACGUCAGGGAUUACUCUGUCGAGCAAUUCUUCCAGAUCAACGACGAGUUGAAUCAGACGGUGAAAGUCGACGCACAGGGCGAGCACGGUCGAAGCCCUCUGUACUGGGCCGUGGCGAGUAUCUUGCCGAAAGCCGUCGAUGCACUCUUGAAUAAAAAUAAUCGUAUUUUUUUAAAUAGAAUUUUCAUAUCGUACUUAUGA
Messenger RNA from Trichogramma pretiosum, 1847 nucleotides. Its product is annotated as tankyrase-1-like. The transcript has 2 exons. The coding region runs from base 156 to 1847 and encodes 563 amino acids. Lineage: Eukaryota; Metazoa; Arthropoda; Insecta; Hymenoptera; Trichogrammatidae. The record is from RefSeq and is a predicted model, not a curated record. Gene Ontology annotation, molecular function: protein binding.